UGCACCCCUCAUCUAUUUCUUUCUCCCGUCGACCGCUUUGUGCCCCUCUCCCUCUCCCCCCUCCCUCGUGGCCUUCCUUUCCUGGCGGCGACGACUGGGCGAGCGGCGGCGCCCUUCCCUCGACUGUACCGGGCCCUUCGCCGGCGACGAUCACCCACCAGUGCGGGAGGAUGGCUGAGCCGUCCAAGGUAAUCCACAUCCGCAACGUCGGGCACGAGAUUGCCGAGUCUGAUUUACUCCAGCUGCUGCAGCCGUUUGGGCUGGUAUCCAAGAUCGUCAUGCUGCGUGCCAAGAACCAAGCUCUUCUGCAGAUGGAAGACAUACAUGCCUCCGUGACAGCUCUGCAAUAUUACAGUUCUGUUCAACCUAGUGUAAGGGGAAGGAAUGUAUACAUGCAAUUCUCAUCCCACCAAGAACUUACCACAGACCAGAGUUCUCAUGGAAGGAAUUCUGAUCAGGAGUCUGAACCCAACCGAAUCCUCUUAGUUACUAUCCACCACAUGAUCUAUCCUAUAACGGUGGAGGUUCUACAUCAAGUAUUCAAAGCUUAUGGAUUUGUGGAGAAGAUAGUCACAUUUCAAAAGUCAGCUGGUUUUCAAGCUCUUAUCCAGUAUCACUCGCGCCAAGAAGCUGUCGAAGCAUUUGGUUCUUUGCAUGGAAGAAACAUAUAUGAUGGUUGCUGCCAGCUAGACAUUCAAUAUUCAAACCUCAGCGAACUGCAAGUCCACUACAACAAUGACCGGUCUAGGGAUUUUACAAAUCCAUCAUUGCCUACAGAACAACGUCCUAGGACCUCUCAGCAAGGUUAUCCUGAUCCAGCUGGUCUCUAUGCCUUCCAACAACCUGGAGCUUCAUACGCACAGAUGGGAAGGGCUGCAAUGAUUGCAGCUGCAUUUGGUGGAACUUUACCUCAUGGAGUGACUGGUACCAAUGAACGGUGCACGCUCAUAGUUAGUAAUUUGAACACUGAUAAAAUUGAUGAGGAUAAGCUUUUCAAUCUGUUUUCUUUGUAUGGAAACAUAGUACGAAUCAAAAUAUUGCGUAAUAAACCAGAUCAUGCCCUAGUUGAGAUGGCUGAUGGUUUGCAGGCUGAGCUAGCUGUGCACUAUCUGAAGGGUGCAAUUCUUUUUGGGAAGAAACUCGAAGUUAACUACUCAAAGUACCCCAACAUCACUCCUGCCCCUGACGCUCAUGACUACUUAAAUUCAAGCCUUAACCGGUUCAACAGCAAUGUGGUAAAGAACUACCGACAUUGCUGUGCUCCAACAAAGAUGAUCCACAUUUCUGCCCUCCCACAAGAGAUCACUGAGGAAGCAAUCCUGAACCACGUGUCUGAGCAUGGUUCUGUCAUCAACACAAAGCUGUUCGAGGUGAACGGCAAGAGGCAGGCUCUUGUCAUGUUUGAGACGGAAGAGGAGGCGACCGAGGCCCUCGUGUCGAAACACGCCAGCACACUGGAGGGGAACACGAUCCGGAUCUCGUUCUCCCAGAUGCAGAGUAUAUAAGCCGCUCUUCCAGGGAAAGGUCUUAAGCCGCUCUCUUGGCCCUUGCGAGCUUUUAUUUAGGAAGCAUUUGAAACUAAAUGUGAAUCCUAUGUGCUGUUCUCCCAGACUGAUGCUGUCUGAGUUGUACCAACAUUUCUAGUGACACUGGCCUUUGCACCAAGGGGUUUCUCUUCUGUUUCUUUCCUGUUCUGUCGUUUAGGUUAUCAAAGGAUUUUACCCCCUUCAUGUCGUGCUAUUCUGAGUUGAAAGGCCUGUUUAUUGUGUGCGGAUCAUCUCUUAUCGCCUUGAGGCCCCACGAAAUAGAUGUUCUGUGUUGGUUUUCGAUC
This is a messenger RNA of Setaria italica (foxtail millet), 1831 nucleotides long. RefSeq names its product polypyrimidine tract-binding protein homolog 3. Gene Ontology annotation, molecular function: mRNA binding. The coding region runs from base 171 to 1505 and encodes 444 amino acids. Gene Ontology annotation, cellular component: nucleus. Lineage: Eukaryota; Viridiplantae; Streptophyta; Magnoliopsida; Poales; Poaceae. Gene Ontology annotation, biological process: mRNA processing; regulation of RNA splicing. The transcript is spliced from 15 exons. The record is from RefSeq and is a predicted model, not a curated record.